AAACCGCAUCCGUGGUGGAUACACACACACACACACAGACAAGGUGGAACUGUCCUGUAGAUAGCUGCACGCUACACUUGAGACCACAGACGGCCUCCCAACUUGUCUCUGUUAUAUUGUCGCUUCUAUGACAAUCAAUCCUCUGAUUUGUGACACUAUUAUGGCUGGCAGCACCUCCAAGACAGUUCACGAUAUCUUUCAAAGCAUGGAGUACGGGCCGACUUCUUCCAGCUCCGCCACUGCACAGGCCUGGCUGGAGAGCCACGCCCGCACCCUCGGCCUCUUCAUCAACGGCGCGUUCCUGAACCCGGCCGGAAGACAGCUGACGAGCCUGACGGACGCUAAAGGGGAACGUGUGUUCAGUGUGGUGUGUGCUGGGAAGGAGGACGUCUCCGAGGGCCUGAGCUCCUCCGCCAGCGGCCUGCGGUCGUGGAGCGAGCUGUCCUGCGCCCAGAGGGCCAAAGUGCUGCUAAAAUGGGCGGGCGUCCUGGGUCAGCACGGCCCGUGUGUGGCGGAGCUGAGCGACCUGUCCGGUGCCUCCUGCCCCCCCGCCUCCCUGGUGCGGCUGGCCCAGUACUACUCCGGCUGGGCGCAGCUCCGCGACGCACGCCUGUCCCACUGGAGCCCGCGCGGUGUGGUGGAAGUGGUGGCCUCGGAUGACUGCCCGCUCUACUCCCUGAUGCUCAAAGUCCUGCCAGCGCUAGCCAUGGGAAACGCUGUGAUGGUUGUGCCUGGCCGUGUCGCCGCCCCUUCAGCGCUCCUAUUGGCCCAGCUUUUUACAGAGGCGGGACUCCCUGCCGGGGCCUUGAACGUUUUGCCCGGGGACCCUGUGUCUCUGGGGGCCAUUGUGGCCCAGAACCCCACCAUCAAGUCUGUGACCUACUGCGGCAACAAGCAGGACGGAGCGGCGCUCUGCAAGGCCACGGCAGGCCUGGGCGUGGCGGUCUCCGUCUCGCCCGCCGUCGGUGCCACGUGCCCCUUCGUCGUGUUCGAGUCGGCCGACAUCGACAGCGCGGUGGACGGGGCGAUCGAGGCCGCGUUCAAGAAGAGGAAGGAGGUCCAGUGGGUGCUGUGCGUGCAGGAGGGCGUCCUGGACGCGGUGCUGGCCCGUCUGAGGCUGCGGCUGGCCGGCCUGAAGUGCGUGUCCCUGGCGAGCGAGGCGGACCGUGUCCUGGUGGAGGCCGCAGUACAGGGGGCCGUCCAGCAGGGGGCAACGCUGAUCCAGUCGUGCGGACCCCCGGCCUCGGGCCUCCAGUACCCUGCCACCGUGCUGUGUGGUGUGGCCCCCCCCUCGCCCUGCGUGGCCAGCCCCCCGCCCUGGCCGCUGCUGCCCCUCAUGACGUUCAGGAGCCACGCGGAAGGAGUGACGCUUGCGAACCACAGCCCUCACGGUCACGCAGCCUCCAUCUGGACGGAAGACCUCACCCUGGCUCUGGAGGCUGCCAAGAGCCUCUCCGUGGGCUCGGUGUGGGUCAACUCCCACUCGGUGUGUGACCCGUCGCUGCCCUCUAGUGGACACAAGGACAGCGGCACCUGCACGGACGGCGGCCGGGAGGGUCUGUACCAGUUCCUCCAGUCCUCCCCCUUUGCCCCCUCUCUCUCCCGCUCCACCCCGGCCCUGGACUACGACACGUUUGGAUCGGCUGCGUCGCCCGCCGUCAUUCCCACGGAGAGUGCCCCCAAGUUCUACCGGCAGCUUGUCGCGGGCAAGUCGUGCAAGUCCGAGUCUGGAGGCAGUGUUGCGGUGCAGACACCAGAUGGCGCCAGCGUGCUGGCCUACUGCCCGGACGGAGGCAGGAAGGACGUCCGCAACGCGGUGGAGGCCGCCAUCAAAGUACAGCCUGGCUGGAUGAAGAAGGGGCCUUCUGCACGCGCUCAGUCCCUCUACUCCCUGGCCAAGGAGCUGGAGGCCAAGAGGCCGGAGCUGGCCGCAGCCAUCAGAGCCCAGACCGGCCUCUCAUUGGACGAGGCUGACCUUGAGGUGGAGCUAAGCGUGGACCGGCUCACUGAUUGGGCGGCACGCUGCAGCCAAACCCAGGGCGGUGCUCCGGCCGUCCCCCAGGCAGGCUCCGCCCUCUCCCUCCCCCAGGCGCUGGGCGUGGUCGGCGUCGUCCUCCCCGACCACAAGCCCCUCCUCUCCCUGGUGACGCUGCUCGGGGCGGCCGUCGCCAUGGGCAACGCCGUUGUCAUGGUGCCCAGUCAGCGGUACCCAGUGCCAGCCUUGACUUUCAUCCAGGUGCUGCAGGCCUCUGACCUACCAGCGGGCCUGGUCAACAUCAUUCCCGGCGCCCGCGAUCAGCUGACUGCGGCUCUGGCCAAUCACAACGUGAUCAAGGCCAUCUGGUACUGGGGCAGCCCUGAGGGCUGUCAGUACCUGCAGCACACGUGCACCGGGCCCUUCAAGACCCUGUGGCUCCACAGCGGGGGUCCCGCGGCGGAGGAGGAGGCCUGCUGGGCUCCCACCAGCACCUCCUUCCUGGAGGAGACCUGGAACCAGUCCACCCAGUGGAGGAGCGUCUGGAUCCCCACCGCCUAGGCUCCACCUCCACCUCCACCUCCACCUGGCUGGACCACCGUCAUCUUCAUCACCAUCACCACAAACUAGGCUGGAUCAUCAUCAUCUUUAUCACCAUCAUCACCACCACCUUGGCUGAAACCUCCACCUACACCAUCACCUAAUUCGGAUUCCCAGCAACACCACCACCUAGGGUGGAGCUCCACCAACACCACCACCUAGGGUGGAGCUCCACCAACACCACCACCUAGGGUGGAGCUCCAGCAACACCACCACCUAGGGUGGAGCUCCACCAACACCACCACCAAGGGUGGAGCUCCAGCAACACCACCACCUAGGGUGGAGCUCCAGCAACACCACCACCUAGGCCGGGCCCCCCAGGAGUAGCAGUAGGAACCUCUGGGGGAGGAGAAUAGUGUGGCCUCCAGGUUGUAGAGGUUAGGCCAGGGGGAGAUCCCAGCGAGUAGGAAGGAAGGAAGGAAGGAAGGAAGGAAGGAAGCAAUGAAGGGUUCAGGAGAGGUAGCAGGAGUGCGGAGGUGUCAUAAGGGGCUCAGUCCUGAAGCCACUGUCAUUGUCUUGGUAAAAUAGUCCAGUUCCAACACCCCUUCUGCCUUUGUCUCGAUCAGAUGGCAAGUGCUUCCAGAGAGGGAAAUCAAAGAGUCCAGGUAGUGUUUGACCUCAUCCUAAAAUCAUUGAAUAUUAAUGAGUUAUUCCGAUUAAAAUACUGUUUGCCCCAAAUUAUUACACGGCGAUGUUUGUAAAAAUACAGCGUGAUUUGUUCUCUAACAUUUGGUACACAAGGUUCUAUUUCUCAUGUUCUGUCAAAUGUAGAAAAUGAUAAAAAUACACAGAUUUGCGUAUGCAUUAUGAUAAAUCACAAAACAACGUUAAUGUUUUCAGUACAACCCAAAUUAUGAAGACGUUACCUCUGAUAGUGUUUGAUAGAAUAAUAUAAUUUUAAUAUGUGAGAAUGCUUUGCUACAAUCUUGGCGGUUAACGUUCUACCUCUUGUAUUCGAGCAGGCCUUCUACUGCAUAAUUUCCAGCGAAAGUACUUGCUUUCGUAGCAUUCGCAGUACGAGCGAAAGAAGAUGAAUCCAUCUAAAAUAAAAUCUGAUGUAACCUGUAUAUUCCAGCCAUAUCUGCCUUGUAUUUCAGCUUCUAUAAGCGUUGAUUUCUUUCCAGAUAACAAUAAUUCUUGGCACUGAACAAUGUGAUACUGUAAUCUUCAGCCAGCAAACUACAUUCAUAGUUUGAUGGCAGUAACAUUCCCGGAAAGCACUUAAAGAGUUUCAAAAUGUGUGAAAGCCAUGCCUCUAUUAAAAGUUUGUUAUUAAAGAUCAAAUGUUAUAAAAUGUGCUGCGUCACAUUCUUUUAAUAGCUAUUAAAGAGCGGAUUAAGAUAUAAAAUUGGA
Gadus morhua (Atlantic cod) is the source of this 3928-nucleotide messenger RNA. It is a transcript of the gene aldh16a1, whose product is annotated as aldehyde dehydrogenase 16 family, member A1. Lineage: Eukaryota; Metazoa; Chordata; Actinopteri; Gadiformes; Gadidae. The transcript has 17 exons. Bases 128 to 2536 code for a protein of 802 amino acids. Gene Ontology annotation, molecular function: oxidoreductase activity, acting on the aldehyde or oxo group of donors, NAD or NADP as acceptor. The record is from RefSeq and is a predicted model, not a curated record.